CUUUCCUCCUACACACGAGCGAACAGACACACUCUCUCAAGACCACAAAAGCCGAUCCCCGAAAGAGCAAGGUCUGUCCCACAGGUCUUCGCGCACGCGUUCGAUCGUCCCGCACGUAGAGUCACGAUGUCUCGUACACGAAAACCCGGGUCCAACAAGGAGCAAAACCGCGGGGCGGGAGCCCGUCGGGGCACCGAGAAAAAGAAAAGCCUGAUCGUGAAGUUGAAACUGAAACCGAAAUCGAGGUUGAUUAUACCAAGGGAACCAUCAAUCGAGCUCGGCGUUCUGCCAUCCAAGGAGAUUCCAACACAGCAUGAGAUGGUGGAGAGGUGUAUGCGUGAGGCAGGUGUUCACGCAGACUUCAUGCUCUUGCCUGAAGCCAAUGAUCUCACAUUCGAGGAUGCGGAAGAGGAGAUGAAGCGCCUCGGGUUGUUCACGCGCAAGCUCUUCCUCGGCGGUCGCAAGGCCGAACCGCCCUAUGAGGUAUGGGCUUACCUCAAGACGUACGAAAGCAAGGCUGGGGAGAUAUACGUUUACAGGGUUACCAAGAAGAACGGUGAAGAGGUUGAGAGAAAGAUGAUCGAAGGAGCUUCGUGGGGCGAUACUGAGCUGAUAUACCCGUUCCAAGUGCUCGUCAGGUUGGGUACCGCCGACGCCAGAAAGCAGCUCAACACGCUGAUCCAAUAUGCGUUUCUGGACGCCAAAGAAGUCGAUCGCGUAUGGGUUGGAGAGGCUAGAUACGCUAUGACUCUGCUCAAGCGCGCUGUGCGCCAUAUUGCGAAGGCUUACAAGCUGUACCCUGGGGGUGUAGCAGCUGUACCGGACCUCUUCCGCCCGGUUGAUCUGUACAAGGACGCUGUUCCGAUAACGAACCGAGCUCUUUACACCUUUCGCCAUCUCACUGCCCAAAUGGAGAGAGUUUCUGUCACACCUUUCCCAGCAGGACCGAAUCGCACUGCAGAGGGAGCUGGCGAUGAAUUAGAGCUGCAGCGGGAGCUUAACCGAUUCAAUCGCGCUCGGUUGGAGCUCCGUCAGACUGAGGAGAAACGGAAAACCCUGAAGAGGGAGAUGGAAGAAGCCAGGGCCAAAGUGGCUGCUAUCCUGGUGAGCGGAACGAAGGAGCAGAUACAGGCUGGCAUUUAUAGCUUCAUGAAUCUGGGCAGUGAUAUGGAGGAUGGAGACAAUCAGGAAUAG
Westerdykella ornata is the source of this 1194-nucleotide messenger RNA. RefSeq lists its product as uncharacterized. The record is from RefSeq and is a predicted model, not a curated record. NCBI's taxonomy places the organism in Eukaryota, Fungi, Ascomycota, Dothideomycetes, Pleosporales, Sporormiaceae. The transcript has 2 exons. The annotation marks the transcript as partial.